This is a messenger RNA of Penicillium paradoxum, 570 nucleotides long. RefSeq names its product DUF967 domain protein. Gene Ontology annotation, biological process: post-translational protein targeting to endoplasmic reticulum membrane. Bases 1 to 570 code for a protein of 189 amino acids. Lineage: Eukaryota; Fungi; Ascomycota; Eurotiomycetes; Eurotiales; Aspergillaceae. The record is from RefSeq and is a predicted model, not a curated record. The transcript has 2 exons. Gene Ontology annotation, cellular component: TRC complex.
AUGGCUCUUUCCGCACCCAGCACAGACCCCCAAGUCCUUAUCGCACAAGAAACAAGCAAUGAGCAAAUCUUCCCAGCAUUCACAGCCGAUACCGCUUGGCAAUUAGGAACCGCCCUCAGAGACCGAAUCCUCGCGCUGCCCGCUGGACAGCGCAAACCAGCCCUGGUCUCCAUCGCGCUCACCGGGGUCCCACUGCACGUGGUGUUCCAGUCUGCGACGGAAAGCGGCACCAUCCCGGAUAACGAGAACUGGGUGCGACGGAAGCGCAACACGGUGCUCCGUUUUGGUGUUUCGAGCUGGGCGAUGCGACAGAAGACUGUUGGUGGGCUGGAGGCUGGUGCUUCGGCGGACCAGAUCGAGGCGGCUUUUGUGAAGAAGUAUGCUGUGCCCAGUGCCACUGGUGGUGCUGUUGCGGAUGAGUAUGCUAUUCACGGUGGUGCUUAUCCGAUUCGUGUGCGUGGCGUGGAUGGGGUUAUUGGUGUUGUGGUUGUUAGUGGGUUGAAGCAGGAGGAUGAUCAUCAGGUUGUUGCGGAGACUAUCAAGGAGUUUAUUGCGCAGCAGAAGCAAUAG